Neopsephotus bourkii (Bourke's parrot) is the source of this 2258-nucleotide messenger RNA. RefSeq names its product spermatogenesis associated 7 (gene SPATA7). Bases 247 to 1905 code for a protein of 552 amino acids. Lineage: Eukaryota; Metazoa; Chordata; Aves; Psittaciformes; Psittacidae. Gene Ontology annotation, cellular component: photoreceptor distal connecting cilium; rod photoreceptor outer segment; ciliary basal body. The transcript is spliced from 13 exons. Gene Ontology annotation, biological process: protein localization to photoreceptor outer segment; photoreceptor cell maintenance; microtubule cytoskeleton organization. The record is from RefSeq and is a predicted model, not a curated record.
CCCCGCCCGCCCGCGGCGGGGGCCGAGAGGCUUCUUGCCGGCGGCGCGAGCGCCGGCCUGCGCAGCGCUUUCGGGCCCGGUCGGGAGCAUGGGGCUGAGGAUGGAGAGCGGUAGCGGGCGGAGCCAAGAUACACAACUAGAGGAUAAGAACUAGUCAACCAAGGAUAAGCAACCAGAGCAGCUUAAAUUAGAUGACCCAUUAUAACACCUAUAGCACCUCUUCAGCCACUGCUGAGCAAGUAGGGGAUGUUGAGGAUGACUGCAGCAAAUGAAUACCCAGCUCUUACCAUUCCUAGAUGUGGUCCAGCAAGUCCAUUUAAAGGACAACUAAGUACUAAAAGCAAUGCUUUCUGCAUCGACUCCUCUCAAAGUCUAACUAAUCAAUACCUGAUCAGAGACCACAUGGUGUUUCAUUAUAACAAAAUCCUUUCCGCCAAAGCAGCUGUAGACUGUUCAGUGCCCAAAAGUAGGUUGUCCAGCAUCAAAUUUGCUGACCAGCAAAGAAGAGAGAAACUGAAAAAGAAGAUAGCCAGGUGUGAAGAGGAAAUGAGUGUGGGUAAAACUGCCUCCCGAACCAGUUCAAGAGAGAGCGGAAGGCUGCUGGUAUCCCCUUUUGGAAAGAGUUUCUUGGAAACAGAAGACAAAGACUGUCUCUUCCCCUGUGCUUGGCAGGCACAAUACCUAUCGAGAGCGCCGUCUCCUUACAGUGCGCAUGGCUUGGCUCACUCCAGUCCAGUAACAUACGCCAGAAAAGGUUCUCGGAAUACAUCUAACUCAAGUGUCAGUACAUCACGUACACCAAGAAAACGCUCUGGACUUUCGUGCAAUUGUUCCUCUGAUAGUUCUGUGAGCACUAGUCGUUCCCAGAGGCGUCAAGGAAGCAACUCUAAAGCACGCAGUGGGGAUCUUCUAGAGAGGCACUCUGAAUUCUUUACUCAUAGCCGAAAACCUUUUACCCCACACAUCUUAAUAUCAGAUGCUAAAUCUUUCUUGUCAGGGUACAGGUAUUACAAUCCUGCUCAAAGGAAAAGGAAAACUAAAAACCAGUGCAAGCAACAUGUGGAAGCUCAAACACAGACUGAUCUGAUCAGCUUUCCAUCUGCAGAAAAAGCGUUUGAGAGAGAAGUUAUGGCUGAGCAGCAGAAGAGCAUGUUGAAGGCUGAAGAUAGAAGAUACACUGUGCAUGAGCCUCAGAGAAGAAUAGCUGCUUUUCCAUACUCCUUCCUCAGAGAGACACCGUUGUAUUCUCAGCAGUCUUCUGCAAGGAGGACCAUUGAGGCUGAAGAAGAGUUUUUAUAUUUAGCUUUCAUUGAAGAAGUAACAAAUGAAGUUCUUAGCCUUGGGCUAUUUUCUAACAGAAUUCUGGAAAAACUGUUUGAGUGUUUCAUAGAAGAAAAUAAGAACCGUUUGGAUGAGAGCAAAAUGCGCCAUUUGUUGAAUGUACUGAAAGCAGACCUUGGCUGCAGUCCGGGCAGCGAUGCGGAGCACAUCCACACAGGCUGGGAAGCCUUGGACUCGCUUGAUCUGCGAGAGUUCGAUACAGUGGAAGAGCUUGAAGUUAUCAGUAGAAGUCAGAGACAAGAAAAAGCUACAAAAAGUUAUGAAUUCUUUGGGACCAUGGACUUAUUAAAGGAACCAGAAAAAUGUGAAUCACCAACAUUCAGGGAAAGUUCAAAGGAUACGCAGAGCAAGAAUGACUUUUCAGAAGAUCUCACUGAAAUGAUGGAUGCUGGGGCAGUGUCUGGUUCUUAUGUGAAAUCUGAAGAAGAUGGAGACAUUUUACCCUUAUGUGAGGCAACUUUAAACUUGAUUACUUGUGACAGUGGUUUGGAAGCCAAUGAGGAAAUUGAUGAUCUUGAGGAAAGUUUUGCAAAGGCCCUUCAGAUCUCACGAGACUAUACAUAAUAGUAGCCAAAACUUAGCUGUUAAAUAGGGAUAGAGCUAGUUCUGUGGAGAACUGCCAUUUGGUAAAUAGUAGUAAAUUAUUAGGUUUCAUUUUAGUUUAUUCCUGUUUAAAUACUGCGGAAAUCUCUCUAGCAGGAUACUGUUAAUUGGGCAUUAAUCUAGCUCCCUAUUAAUGUAGACUCUAAAGGGUAAAAUGUCAGUUGUCAAACAACUUUUGUCCAUUUUGUCUAUAAUUUUAUAACUAAGAAUUAACUUUUAAGAAUAUUAAAAUUAGAUGUAUAUUUUUAGAAAGUUGUAUUAGUUAUGAAAUAUUUAUUGGUUUUUAUUUAUAAUAAAUAAAUUUAUUGCUAGUA